This is a messenger RNA of Durio zibethinus, 687 nucleotides long. Its product is annotated as 21 kDa seed protein-like. Lineage: Eukaryota; Viridiplantae; Streptophyta; Magnoliopsida; Malvales; Malvaceae. The record is from RefSeq and is a predicted model, not a curated record. Gene Ontology annotation, molecular function: endopeptidase inhibitor activity.
AUGAAGACCAUAGCAGCUGCUGUUUUACUACUCUUCUUUGUCUUCUCAACAAAAUCAUGUUUCCUUGGAGUAGCCAACGCUGCAAACGAGCCUGUGUUUGAUACGGAUGGUGACGAGCUCCGCACAGGUGUUGAAUACUAUGUUGUGUCGUCAAUUCGGGGUGCUGGUGGUGGUGGACUUGAUCUAGGGUCGUCGCCAAAUCAAAUAUGCCCAAAAUUCGUUGUCCAAAGGGGACUUGACAUGGAAUUUGGCAGGCCGGUAGUAUUUUAUCCCGUGGACGCCAACGAUAGUGUUGUCCAUCAAUCCACUGAUGUAAACAUAGUGUUCCUUCCAAGCAUAGACCCUUACUGCCGGACAACAACUAUGUGGAAGCUUGACAAUUAUGACCAUUCAUCGGGAAAAUGGUGGCUGACAACUGGUGGGAUUAGAGGUGAUCCUGGUCCUCAAACUUUGACCAGUUGGUUUAAGAUUGAGAAAUUUAGACCUGAUUUCACCGAUAGGGUUUACAGACUUAUUUUCUGUCCUUCAGUCUGUGAUUCGUGCGUAACUUUAUGCAAUGAUAUUAGUAGAUAUGAUUGUGGGACACAACUACGUUUGGGUCUCACCACUCCAGAAGCUGGAUGGCCAUUCAGUUUUGUCAAAGCAUCUAAGGACAUACAACAAGUUGUUGGGAAGCAGUCGCGCUAA